AUGUCCGACGCAAAUCGAGAUGUGUCGCAGUACAAGUACUCGGCCAUGUCGAACCUGGUUCUCCAGGCCGAUCGUCGAUUCGUUACAAGACGAACCGACGAGGCUACUGGUGAUCCAGAGUCGCUGGCCGGUCGCUUGAGUAUUCGAGAUAUGGGUGCUAGAGUUGCACGCGACGACGCGCCAAAACCGAAGAAACAGCCUGGACUCCCCGAAAUCGAGCGAGGCAGUCUAAGAGAAGGCGAAGAUAUUCUGGCACGAGAACAGCGCAGACGAAAGGCAGAGGCGCCUCAAUCGACAGGUAUCCUCGGCGCCAACGAUCUUUUGGUGGAAGGCAUCACAUACCGACCACGAACCGCAGCGACGCGACAGACUUUCGAUCUCAUCAUUACCUCGGUAGCAAAAACUCUGGGUGACGUACCCCACGAGGUCGUACGUAGCGCAGCGGAUGCUGUCCUGGAAUAUUUGAAGGAUGAUGAUUUGAAAGAUCUGGAUAAAAAGAGGGAAAUCGACGACAUCUUGGGUGUGACACUAAACCCCAAGGAAUUUAAUGAGUUGGUGAACCUCGGCAAGAAGAUCACAGAUUACGACGCCCAGGACGACGAUGAGGACGUUGCGAUGGGUGGCGCCGAUGGUGAGGAUGCUGAAAUAGAUGAGCGCCAGGGUGUCGCGGUCGCGUUCGAUGAAGACGAAGAGGAUGACGAGGGGGGCCUUGUUCAUGAAGUCCGUGACGAAUCUUCAGAGGACGAAGAGGAAGAGGAAGAGGAAGAGGAAGAGAAGGAACAGAGUGCUGAAGGCAAGGAAGAAGAUGCUGUUGCUGACGUUGGGGAUGAGAUGAUUCUCGACUCGGCGCCUUCAGGUGGCAAACAAGACGAGAAAGACAAGCAUAGCAUACCAGCCCGAGACAUCGACACAUUUUGGUUACAACGGCAAAUCGGCACACUAUACCCCGACGCUCAUGAGCAAAGCGACAAAACAAAGGAGGCUCUGAAGAUCCUGUCAGGAGAACCUGGUGAGGAUGGCGAGGAAAAGUCCUUGCGUGAUGUUGAGAACGAUCUCAUGGAGUUGUUCGACUACGAGCACCAUGAGUUGGUUCAGAAGCUUGUUGAGAACAGGGAGAAGGUUUUCUGGCUUACAAACUUAGCACGAACACAGACUCCCGAAGAGCGCGCUGACGUUGAGCGUGAAAUGGUCUCAGAGGGUCUUCAAUGGAUUCUCAACGAACUCAAGGGUAAAGACACUGCCGAGGGCAAGAAGGGCAAGAUUGACAUCAAGAUGGACAUUGAUGUCCCAGCUUCCUUUACCGCGGAUGGACCCAAGGCUGAACGUGCCGAGGGCCAACUUGUCGGCGGGCUUCAGCCUCGAAAGCUCAUCAACCUCGAUAAUCUGGUCUUCGAUCAAGGAAAUCACCUUAUGACAAACCCCAAGGUCCGGCUACCAGAAGGCUCAACCAAGAGGACAUUCAAGGGCUAUGAAGAAAUUCACAUCCCUACUCCUAAGAAACGCAAUGAGCCUGGCGAUGUCUUGAUACCCAUUUCUGAUAUGCCAGAGUGGUCACGAAACCCUUUCAGUAAGAAUCAGUCCUUGAACAAGAUCCAGUCCAAGUGCUAUCCUUCAGCAUUCGAUGAUGAUGGAAACAUGCUUGUUUGUGCUCCUACUGGUAGUGGAAAAACCAAUGUUGGUAUGCUCGCUAUUCUCCGGGAGAUUGGAAAGCAUCGCAACCCUGAGACCGGCGAUAUCGAUCUAGACGCCUUUAAGAUCGUCUGUAUCGCUCCUUUGAAGGCUCUAGUUCAAGAACAGGUUGGCAAUCUGGGUGGUAGGCUCGAGCCGUAUGGUAUUCGAGUCGCAGAAUUGACAGGUGAUCGUCAACUUACCAAGCAACAAAUCGCCGAGACACAGAUCAUCGUCACAACCCCCGAGAAAUGGGACGUCAUCACCAGAAAGUCCAAUGACUUGACCUACACCAACCUCGUGCGCCUCAUUAUUAUCGACGAAAUCCACCUUCUCCACGACGACCGUGGCCCUGUACUGGAAAGCAUUGUUAGCCGAACCAUCCGCAAGACUGAACAAACUGGCGAGCCAGUUCGAAUCAUUGGUCUUUCUGCCACCCUGCCCAACUACAAAGAUGUUGCGAGCUUCUUGCGAGUGGACACGAAGAAGGGUCUUUUCCACUUUGACGGAUCUUUCCGACCCUGUCCUCUGCGACAGGAGUUUGUUGGUGUCACUGACCGUAAAGCCAUCAAGCAGCUAAAGACCAUGAACGACGUCUGCUACAACAAGGUGAUCGAGCAUGUGGGCACAAACCGUAACCAGAUGCUUAUUUUUGUGCAUUCCCGAAAAGAGACUGCCAAGACUGCUCGCUACAUCCGCGAUAAGGCUCUUGAGUCAGACACAAUCAACCAGAUCCUUCGUCACGAUGCUGGUAGCCGUGAGGUCCUCAAUGAAGCGUCUUCUCAGGCAACCGACCAAGACCUCAAGGAUAUUCUGCCAUAUGGUUUCGGCAUCCACCAUGCUGGUAUGAGCCGAGCUGACAGGACAGAUGUCGAAAACCUUUUUGCCCAUGGUGCUAUCCAGGUCCUGGUGUGUACUGCUACACUGGCUUGGGGUGUAAACUUGCCCGCCCAUACAGUUGUCAUCAAGGGAACACAGGUUUACUCCCCCGAGAAGGGUAGCUGGGUUGAGCUCAGCCCUCAAGACGUCCUUCAGAUGCUUGGACGUGCAGGCCGACCCCAAUACGAUACUUAUGGAGAAGGUAUCAUCAUUACGACACAGAGUGAAAUGCAAUACUAUCUCUCACUUCUGAAUCAGCAGCUUCCGAUUGAGAGUCAGUUUGUCAGCAAGCUGGUGGACAACCUGAAUGCCGAAAUCGUCCUUGGCAACGUAAGGACUCGUGAUGAGGGCGUUGAGUGGUUGGGCUACACAUACCUCUUUGUCAGAAUGCUUCGCUCGCCUGGACUUUACCAGGUGGGCGCAGAGUACGAAGAUGAUGUGGCUCUUGAGCAGAAGCGAGUUGAUUUGAUUCAUUCUGCCGCCAUGGUUCUGCGAAAGUCAAAUCUCAUCAAGUAUGAUGAAAAGACUGGAAAGCUCCAGUCAACUGAGCUCGGUCGUAUCGCUUCGCAUUAUUAUAUCACAUUCGGUUCUAUGGAGACUUACAACAACCUCAUCCAGCCUUCUAUCACUACGAUCGAGCUCUUCCGUGUCUUCGCCCUCAGUGCUGAAUUCAAGUAUAUCCCUGUUCGACAGGAUGAGAAGCUUGAGUUGGCUAAGCUGCUGGGCCGAGUCCCAAUCCCCGUCAAAGAGAGCAUUGAGGAACCCCACGCCAAGAUCAAUGUCCUCUUGCAAGCAUACAUCUCGCGCCUCAAGCUCGAUGGUCUCGCGCUCAUGGCCGACAUGGUGUACGUUACGCAAUCUGCUGGCCGUAUCUUGCGCGCUAUCUUUGAGAUCGCAAUGAAGAAAGGCUGGGCAUCCGUUGCGAAGACUGCUCUGGACCUCUGUAAGAUGGCCGAGAAGCGGAUGUGGCCAACAAUGUCACCUCUUCGACAGUUCCCCUCUUGUCCUCGGGAUGUUAUUCAGAAGGCUGAGAAAAUCGAUGUGUCUUGGAGCAGCUACUUUGAUCUGGAUCCUCCCCGUAUGGGUGAGCUUCUUGGCCUUCCUCGAGCCGGCCGUACUGUAUGUGGCUUGGUCAACAAGUUCCCGCGAGUCGAAGUCCAGGCUCAAGUUCAACCUAUGACAAGAUCGAUGCUACGUGUUGAACUGAGCAUCACACCCAAUUUUGAGUGGGACGAUUCUAUCCACGGCGCCGCAGAGAGCUUUUGGAUUAUUGUUGAGGACUGCGAUGGAGAAGACAUACUUUACCACGACACCUUUUUGUUGCGCAAGGAAUACGCCGAAUCGGAGCAAAAUGAGCACAUUGUCGACUUCACCGUUCCUAUCACAGAUCCAAUGCCUCCAAACUACUUCGUUUCGGUUAUCUCUGACCGAUGGAUGCAUGCUGAGACCAGACUUCCUGUUCCUUUCCAUAAGUUGAUCUUGCCUGAGAAGUUCCCUCCUCAUACAGAACUUCUCGAGCUUCAGCCUCUCCCCGUUUCUGCCCUCAAGGUGUCAAGCUACAUUGAUCUCUAUCCUGUAUGGAAGCAGUUCAACAGAAUCCAAACACAGACUUUCAACUCGCUGUAUAAGACUGAUGCGAAUGUGUUUAUUGGAGCUCCCACAGGUAGCGGCAAGACUGUUUGUGCCGAAUUUGCUCUUCUAAGGCACUGGACAAAGGGCGAUGUUGGUCGUGCCGUGUAUAUUGCCCCCUUCCAAGAACUCGUUGACUCUCGCCUCCAAGAUUGGCAGAAGAGGCUCAGCCAUCUCAAUGGCGGCAAAGAGAUAGUGAAGCUUACUGGUGAGACGGCAACAGAUCUCAAGCUGUUGGAAAAGGGCGACUUGAUCUUGGCAACCCCAACUCAGUGGGAUGUGCUAUCAAGACAAUGGAAGCGACGCAAGAACGUUCAGACAGUUGAACUGUUUAUUGCUGACGAGGUCCAUCUCCUUGGUAGUUCUCAAGGUUAUGUGUACGAGACGAUCGUCUCUCGUAUGCAUUACAUCCGCACACAGACAGAAUUACCCCUGCGAAUUGUCGCAUUGAGUGUAUCGCUGGCGAACGCUCGAGACAUUGGUGAAUGGAUCGAUGCAAAGAAGCACGACAUCUAUAACUUCAGUCCACAUGUUCGACCGGUCCCUCUUGAGCUUCACCUCCAGUCAUUCACAAAUACUCAUUUCCCAUCUCUCAUGCUUGCCAUGGCCAAGCCCACGUAUCUGGCCAUCACACAAAUGUCUCCUGACAAGCCUGCCAUGAUCUUUGUGCCCAGCCGCAAGCAGACUCGUGCAACUGCCCGGGAUUUGUUGGCUGCAGCCUUUGCUGACGAUGAUGAGGACCGUUUCCUUCACGCUGAGGUAGAGCAAAUGAAGCCUCUGCUUGAACGCAUCAACGAGGAGGCUCUCGCCGAAGCCCUCUCUCACGGUGUUGGCUACUACCAUGAGGCUCUUAGCCAGAGUGACAAGCGAAUUGUUAAGCAUCUCUACGACAAUGGUGCUAUCCAGGUGCUUGUUGCUUCACGCGAUGUUUGCUGGGAGCUCAACAGCACGGCUCAUCUCGUUAUUGUUAUGGGCACACAAUACUUUGAAGGCCGAGAGCAUCGAUAUGUUGACUACCCUCUCAGUGAGGUGUUGCACAUGUUCGGUAAAGCUCUUAGACCCUCCAAGGACGGCAGAGGCCGAGGCGUCCUUAUGCUGCCCCAAGUCAAGCGCGAGUACUACAAGAAAUUCCUAAAUGAGGCCCUUCCUGUUGAGUCGCAUCUGCACAACUACUUGCACGAUGUCUUCGUGACAGAGAUCAGCACCAAGAUGAUCGAGUCGGGUGACGAUGCGAUCAACUGGACUACUUUCACCUACUUCUAUCGAAGGCUGCUUGCCAACCCAAGUUAUUAUAGCUUGACAAGCACAACGCAUGAGGGCCUCAGCAACUACAUGUCCGACUUGGUUGAGACAACUCUCCGUGAGCUCAGCGAAUCCAAGAUCAUUGAGUUUGACGAGGAUGACGGAUCCGUGGCACCUCAAAACGCAGCCAUGAUUGCGGCAUACUAUAACAUUUCCUACAUCACGAUGCAGACUUUCCUGCUCUCUUUGAGCGCUCGCACGAAGCUCAAAGGUAUUAUGGAAAUCGUCACUUCAGCAACAGAGUUCGAGUCGAUCCAGAUUCGACGUCAUGAGGAUGGUCUGUUGCGACGCAUUUACGACCGAGUGCCUGUCAAGAUGUCUGAACCAGUUUAUGACUCCCCUCAUUUCAAAUCCUUCGUCUUGCUCCAGUCUCACUUCUCCCGCAUGCAGCUGCCAAUUGAUCUUGCAAAGGACCAGGAGGUCCUGCUGUCGAGGGUGUUGAGCCUUCUUAGUGCCAUGGUCGACAUUCUGUCUUCGGAGGGACAUCUCAACGCCAUGAGCGCUAUGGAGAUGUCACAGAUGAUUGUUCAGGGAAUGUGGGAUCGGGACAGCCCUCUUAAACAAAUUCCUCACUUCUCACCGGAGGUUGUCAAGGUGGCGAAUGAGUUUGGAAUCAAGGAUAUCUUUGAUUUCAUGGAAGCCAUGAACCCGGAUGAGAAUGCCGAUUACAACAAGCUUGUUAAGCGACUUGGCUUGUCACAAAACCAAUUGGCACAGGCCGCAAACUUCACAAACGACAAGUAUCCUGACCUGGAACUUGAACAUGAGGUUCUUGACGAGGGUGAGAUCAGGGCAGGUGAACCGGCCUACCUGAACAUCAAGAUUGCUCGCAAUUUGGAAGAGGAGGACGGCGAUUAUGACUCUACCGUACACGCACCAUUCUACCCAUCCAAGAAGAUGGAGAACUGGUGGUUGGUUGUUGGUGAUGAGAAGACCAAGAGCCUCUUGGCCAUCAAGCGAGUGACAAUCGGGCGGGAACUGAACGUUCGCCUCGAGUACACUGUGCCAUCACCUGGUGAGCAUGAUCUGAAGCUGUUCCUAAUGAGUGAUAGUUAUGUUGGAGUCGACCAGGAGCGGGAGUUUUCGGUUACAGCAGCCGAGGGCAUGGACGUGGAUGAUGAUGAAGAGGACGAGGACGAGGACGAAGACGAGGAGUAG
Messenger RNA from Fusarium odoratissimum NRRL 54006, 6636 nucleotides. RefSeq lists its product as uncharacterized. Gene Ontology annotation, molecular function: ATP binding; ATP hydrolysis activity; nucleic acid binding. Bases 1 to 6636 code for a protein of 2211 amino acids. NCBI's taxonomy places the organism in Eukaryota, Fungi, Ascomycota, Sordariomycetes, Hypocreales, Nectriaceae. The transcript has 2 exons. The record is from RefSeq and is a predicted model, not a curated record. Gene Ontology annotation, cellular component: nucleus.